AUGUCCACAUCUACAGAGGAACCUGCGAUUCCAGCAGUAAACAAUUCACCCACACCCUCUACCCCACGUUCUGCCAUGGAAAGUUCUGCAGCUCUGAAGGAGCGGGACGAUGAGUCCAGUAGUAUGGUUGACGAGGACAGGCCAGCCAAGGGCACUCGGUCGAUAACGCCACACGAGACCGAGGCACUGAGGUUAAAGCAAAAAUGUAAAGACUUGAAGCAGAAAAUCGUUGAUAUUGAAACACAAAAUCAGAUUAGAGCUAUUGGCGUGUCAAGAGCAAAGGACUCCAUUUCUAGACUCAGGUUUGAGUAUUCUCUAUUAUUAGAAUCUCUAGAGAAGAAGAAUGCCACUCUUCCAUUCCCAGACUUGAAAAACUUUAAGCCGGAGGAUAUCGACGCUGAAACAGUGUCAUCAUUAUCCCUCACUGAUGUGACUAAUUUGUUAUCAACUACACCACUAGCUCUCGCUAAUAUAAAAAGGUUCUUACCCAAUGCUCUCGGUGACUUGAUAUCCGAAAGACAGCAACAAUAUAUUAACCAAGCAGCAUCGUCGGAUCAACAGGCCCCUUCUACUAGCAGAACCCGCCGGAAAAGAGGUACACCUAAUGGUUCAUCUGCUUCAUCUAGAAAAAGAAUUCGGGAUCCUAGAGAACCGAAAAGACCUACUAAUGCCUAUCUCUUUUUCUGUGAUUCAGAAAGAGAACGUGUGAAAUCUGAAUGGGCGGAAAAAAAUCCAAACCAGCAUAUUGAUUUAUCAAAGGCCAUGACUGAAGUUUGGAGGAAAAUGACGGACGAAGAUAAAAAACCUUAUUUUGAAAUGUAUGAAAAAGAUAAGCAAAGAUAUCAGAAGGCGGUUGAGGAGUUUGCUAAUAUAAAGGAACAGGAACGCUUAAAUGCACAGGAAUUACUAUCAAGCAGAGCACAAAGCGAAACAGCAUCAGCUGAACCCGAGACACCCGUGAAUGGAGGGUUUGAAUUGGACGCACAUCCAGAUCCAGAUAUUUCUCAAUUGGAUGAUGCCAAUCAAACCAACGAGGACAUAGAUGAAAAUGAAGGAGUAGAAGGAGAAGGAGACGAGGAAGAAGACGUAGAUGAAGAUGAAGAGGAAGAAGAAGAAGAAGAAGAAGCCAAUGGUAGUCGAUUGUCUACCACGGCUGAGGUAAAUGGUGAACCUGACGGCAGUGAAGACCUUCUCUUGGAACUUGAUUCAGAAGCCCAUAUUGAGGGAGAAGAUGGAGAGGACGAAGAUGCCGCUAAAGAUGUGACCCACGAAAGUAAGGACACUGAAGAUGAACAUUUGUAUGAUGCUGCUCAAUUAAGAUCCGAACCUGAUACUCCUCUUCAUGAAUAA
Pichia kudriavzevii is the source of this 1350-nucleotide messenger RNA. RefSeq lists its product as uncharacterized. The record is from RefSeq and is a predicted model, not a curated record. The coding region runs from base 1 to 1350 and encodes 449 amino acids. The transcript has a single exon. NCBI's taxonomy places the organism in Eukaryota, Fungi, Ascomycota, Pichiomycetes, Pichiales, Pichiaceae.